AUGACUGAAAAGAUAAUACUACAGGUUCAGAAGCAUUUACCAAACAUCGAUCUAGAUAUAAUAUCACAAGGUGCAGAAGCAUUGGUUUUCCAAACUAAAACUCAUCCAUAUUGUUCAAAUCCAUAUUUAAAAAAUAAUCAAAAAUUUAUAAUAAAAUUUAGACCAUCAAAACCUUAUAGACAUCCUAAAAUUGAUUUUCAAAUUACAAAAUCUCGUACAAUUGGAGAAGCAAAAUUUAUAUAUAAAUUAAAUAAAUUAGGUUUACCUAGUCCAUCUUUAAUAUCUUGUGAUUUUAAUAAUGGUAUUAUAUGGAUGGAAAAUUUAGGUAUAAAUUUACCAAAUGGUAAUGUAAGUUCAUUCAAGAAUUGGCUAUGGUAUUUGGAGAAAAAUGAAUCAAUUGAAGAUUGCACUAGUGCAGAAGUUGAGGAAGUUUGUUUUAAGGUGGGGCAACUAAUUGGUAAAUUACAUUUGAAUGAAAUGAUUCAUGGUGAUUUGACAACUUCAAAUAUCAUCUUAACUGAUGAUUCAAAUAAAUGGGACCCUGCAUUAAUUGAUUUUGGGUUAUCUACGUUUUCGGGAUUAGCUGAAGAUAAAGCUGUUGAUCUAUAUGUAUUAGAAAGAGCUAUAACGAGUACACAUUCAGUUUUUGCAGAAAAAUAUAAUAGUUGGUUACUAGAAGGUUAUAAAUCAGCUCAUGAAUUGAAAGAGUUCAAGAAAAUUGGCAAAAAGAAAUACGAUGAAACCAUAAAAAGAUUAGAGGAUGUUAGACUAAGAGGUAGAAAAAGAAGUAUGUUAGGAUAG
Molecule: messenger RNA, 801 nt
Organism: Lodderomyces jiufengensis
Lineage: Eukaryota; Fungi; Ascomycota; Pichiomycetes; Serinales; Debaryomycetaceae
Product: serine/threonine protein kinase
Exons: 1
Coding region: 1-801 (266 amino acids)
Biological process (GO): protein phosphorylation
Cellular component (GO): nucleus; EKC/KEOPS complex; cytosol
Molecular function (GO): protein serine/threonine kinase activity; ATP binding
Source: RefSeq, a predicted model, not a curated record